AAUGUGACCAGAACAAUGUGGACAGAGCUGCAGAAAGACAGCUGAGUAUUUUGCACUUGUGGGCAGAGCAGAAGGAAAGAAAGAAACCGGAAGUCCGUUUCUCUCAGCACAUGACUGUCAGCUGGUUUGCGUCACGUGAGCAGAACUUUGCGGAAAACGGAAAAAUGUCAGUCUCGGGGAGCUCGAGUAAAGUGCGAUUAAUGGCGAUGUUUGUACUUUUAUUCGCCCUGUUUUCAUCACAGAGCUCCGCUGCUCAAGUGCCACUUCUAAUGUGGUCCAGUGAAGGCCUGCCACCCCUGGCCUCACCGGCCGCUGGUCACAUCACAUCCAACGACCAGCUGACUGCCUACCUCACCUCUGCCUUUGGCUCCGGCCCCAACACUGUGCUGCUAUUCCUGCAGGACAAGUUAAGCAAAGAAGACUUCACGCUGUUUGGUGGAGUGUUUGGAAACAAGCAGGACAGUGCCUUCCAAAACCUUGAGGCUGCACUGCAGGCUUCCCCCUCCUCAGUGUCGCUGCCUGCUUUAGAGUGGUCCGACUCCUCUGUGAUGCUGGCUCUGCUGCAGGAGAAGCUGGAUGUCUCUCCGGUGCUCGUGGACGCAGACACUCUGUCCCAUCUCAGCAUAAACACAUCCGCCAGCAACCUCCUGCUCAUCAAUCUCCCCUACUGCACCAGCUUGGAAAAGUCUUGCAAGGAAGUCCUGCAUGAAAAUGAUGGAAUUAUUGGGGAGGUUUUGAGUAUCAUGAAAGAUAAAGAUGUCCAUUUCACUGCGAUGUACACGGGACUCCAGCCCUCACGAGUGAUUUCAGAGAGGUCCAUGUCUCAGCAGGCUGUGGGCCGGUCCCUGCUGCAGGCCGUGGAGCCCACAGUCAAAGAGCCCAUCAUGUUUAAUGCCUCCGGGAACCCCUGCAUCAUGCUCUGGGCUCAGAAUCUCAACAUCAGCCUCACAGGCGAAUGGAUCGACCUCGCUGCACAAACGCCAUCGUUGGACGGAUCCAUUUGCAACGGCAGCAACUCACUGCUUGUCCUGACCUAUGCAUCCGGCCACAUACUACGUUUUGCCAUGAGUCAGCGGCUCUACAAGGUGUCCGCACGAAACUGGUUCACGUUGGACUCUGUGCAGCUGCAGUUGAAAGAUCUCACUGCGUCUUACAUCGGGAGUCGCAACAUCUACGCGCCUGCAGAGUACUCCUUCCACUGCCAGUCCGUCACCAGCUUCAGAGACAUCCUGCUGGUGCCGAGCAACAACAACAAGAGCACCACACAGUGGAGGCUCAACUUUGUCGACUUCCAGAUUCAGGGUUUCGGUUUGGCCAACGGCACAAACUUCUCCUACGCCAGCGACUGUGCCGGCUUCUUCACCGCGGGGAUCUGGAUGGGCCUGAUUACCUCACUGCUCAUGCUGUGGAUUUUUGUGUACGGUAUGCACAUGAUCAUGCAGCUCAACACAAUGGAUCGGUUCGACGACCCCAAAGGUCCUUCGAUUUCAGUGCCUCAGACAGAGUGAAUCAUUCCUCAAACACACACACUCCUCUGUCCUUCAGUGCCUCCUAGGAGACUCCCUCCUUGUCGUGUUGCUGUGUUUUGGCCUUUUUCUUUUAAUAUAUGUGUUCAAAUCUUUACUCUGAUUUUCUCUUCUGUCAUUUUCUAUCCUGAAUCCUUCCACAGCUGUCUUUUGGAUACGGUUAUCUUGCAAAGCACAUUUUAUUUCACCUCCACCAGUGCCAAAGAGGAUGCACCUUUUUUCCUAGUUGGUGAGAAGUGCAUCUGCUAAAAUAUGUUUUUGUGCUACUGUUGGCCUGACUUAUUUUCCUUAAAAUGAUAAGCAAUCAUUUCUCAAAACCAGAGAAUGUAUUCUGUGCCAACAUGAAUGUGAUGCUUGAUGCUGUAGGACCGUAUCAGACCUCUUACCUUUUCAUUUUUUUCAACGUAACUGUAAUUUCAAGAUUACUGGUUAUGAAAAAUAAGUGCCUGUAUAUAAAGAGUACAUUUAUGUUUGUGACUUUUGGAAUUGCCUUGGAAAGGUAUGUUAAUAAUUAACCUUGGAUGUAGUUCUGUUCUUGCUACUAGCAGACAAAUCCAACUCAAGUGCCACAAAGUAAUUCAAAUAUUUCUUCUUGAGUAAUUUAUUUAUGUAAAAAACACGUUUAAUGCUUAUCUUUAAAGUUUACUCCAUUGCUUCAGGUUCAUCAAAGAAUAAUAGUGCCUCAUUUCUGCUUGUGUCAAACCUUUGAAUGUGCAAUUGCCUUGACAUGUAAAUUGUCCCCAAUUGAAAAUAAAGAUAUCUGUAAAUA
This is a messenger RNA of Trematomus bernacchii (emerald rockcod), 2295 nucleotides long. Its product is annotated as V-type proton ATPase subunit S1-like. The transcript is spliced from 10 exons. Lineage: Eukaryota; Metazoa; Chordata; Actinopteri; Perciformes; Nototheniidae. Bases 111 to 1508 code for a protein of 465 amino acids. The record is from RefSeq and is a predicted model, not a curated record. Gene Ontology annotation, cellular component: proton-transporting V-type ATPase complex.